AUGUUUGUCCGUUUCAAUGAACAAAAGUGUUGUGUUUGUUUGGUGCGGGAUAAUGGAGGAGAAUAUACAGGACCAGAAGUUAGUAAUAUUCAAUCACCACCAACAACACCACGUAGAGAUAGAUCAUCAUCGAUAGCAUCCAAUUCGUCGACAUCGUCGGUUGGAGGCAUUACAUUUGACGACGAAGAUUCAAAGAUACCCGUGUAUUUGGGAUCGGAUGGAACAUUGUACAAUAAAUACUAUAUAGCAGUCAAGAUACUCGGUAUACCGGGCGGCAACGAUGAGCAGCCAUCGGGCGCGACACCCAACAACAACAGACCAAAGCCAUUUACAGGAACAGACAGCAUAUUCACAUCGUUCCCGUCAGAGCACGGUGGCUUUGACAACUAUUUCGAUUACGAGCAAUCAGUGUUGGAUUGGAAUUCACAGGUUGGCAACGCACUCAACAACAUUAAAUUGCCGAUUGCUAUGGGUCGCACCUACAGUCGUCCACGCAUCACGCAGGGUAACGACCGCAUCAGAAAGAACUCAGAGGCAUCAAACGACGAUUCAUUUUCAACAAACGAUAAUGCGAGCGACCCAGCUGGCGACACACACCCACACCACGGCAGCAGCGGCGGCGGCGGCGACAAUGAGUCAAAGCACAGCGAUGGCGCACCGACAAUCGGUCUUGACUCGCGUAGUCGUAGUGGCUCGGACGCGUCGACUGGCUCGUUUGAGGGUAGUGGCCAGAUUGGCCUGGACGGCUCGUCGCCGAUCGACGGCAGUCCCUCGAGUGGCAGUCUAACAGGUUUGGUCAACGGCACGCGCAGUCGCAGCAACAGCUCCACUUACUUUGACCCGCGUAUCAACCGCUCCAACUCCUUGUCGCCCAAGCAGUCGCUGCAGUCGCGUCUCGGCGACAGUGGCGACUUUAAGCUCGGGCGUGGAGGCAGCGUCAUGAGCAUGGACGAGGACCGCUGGACGCUGUCCAAGGAUCCCUGGGAGGCACAACUCAUCCUGCAAGAACCCGUCCCCGAGUUUUACAACAGUUUUGAAGAAUACGAGUUUGCGAUGCGCAAUUGGGCGAUCGAGGUCAUUAUCAAGACACCCGUCCUCCCUCCCCAUGCCAAUCAACUCGGUCAGCUGCCAAACGGCGGCAACAACAGCGGUGGCAGUGGCGGCAGCAAUAGCAGCGGUGACCAAGCAUCCAACAGCAAGCAGGGUGGUGCGGGUGGCGCAGACGGAGACGCUGCGUCCGGCCACAAGCACGCUGCCGCCAGCCGUUCGCUCAACGCGGUCGGCACCGACGGCCUGCUCGACAUUGACAUCAAGCAGUGGAUCGUCCGCAGCGGACUGAUCGACAUGACACCCGAAGAGCAGCGCGUCGCCGAGCAACAUCUCGACGUCAUCGACCGUCUUUUCAAGGCGACAUUUGGUAAUGGCGGACGCUUCUUUGACAGCGUCGCACUCAAAGAGGACAAGCAGUGGCAAAAGAUGCCCAACGGCGAGGGCAAGAUCAACCUCAUCGACACGUUUGACAAGUGGUACCGUCGCAAGCUCAACUGGCAUCGCAACUCGCUUGCCAACUACAAGGGCGGCAUCUGGUCGGUGCAUCUGCUCAUGCCGGCCAUUCCAACCGGCUGGAAAGAGUCAAAUGUGCGCAAGCAGGCGUUGUUGCCACCACUCCCCAUCCGCGCGCUGCGUCGUACCGACAUCCAGUCAGAGGCAGACGGCAAGCGUGUAGACACGACCAUCGUGUCGCCCGCCAUGCCCAUGGACUACACCAAGAUCCUCAAACCCAACAUGAAUAUCCAGUACAUACUCGGAUUUUACGAGAGUCCGUCUGUUUCUACGACCAGUCCAUUUGCACCAACCGCGAGCAUCUCGGCCGAAGAGACACGCCAGUACAUCAAGAUUGCACGUUUGUACGACCGUCGUCUUGUGCACUCGUACCGCUUUGACACAUUCUACUCGUGGUCCAAGUACCCACAGGCUGCUGGCUUGCCCAACACCAACCAGCCACCCGAUGUACUCGCCAUGCUCCAGUCGCAGAAACAAGAUGUCGAAGCUAUCCUCAUCCAACAACCAUUCGAGUUUAGUAGUAUUUUGGCACUUGUCAACACUGCCAGUGUCUACCUCGACAAGUUCCAAGAGUGUUUUGAUUUUGAUACGUCGGUUGGAAUUGCCGCGCACUAUGCUGUCGCACUCCCACCCAUUGUCACGCAGAUUGUCGCACCCACCUCACCUGCCUCUCCCGGUGGCGCCACCACCCAAAGCUCACUCGGUCAAUCCACCUCGUCGAUGGCCAACCCCAAUGCCAUCAACAACACGGGCAGCGCGAUUGGCAACAUGUCGGGUUCAUCCCCUAACCCAAUGGGAACACCCACCAAGCAGUACAGUAACACCCCCAACUCGCCACACCACCUCUUGGCCAGUCCCCCCAGCCGAUCCGGUUCGAUUGGCAGCUUCACCUUUGGCAGUCCUGCGUCCAACAAGAUUCUCCUCUCACCAUCAUCGCACAAUCCAAGUCUUUUGGCAAACAUGAGCAACAGCAGCACAGGUGUCGAAUCUCCUCGACCAUCGCAUCACUCUAGAAUGGAACAAGUACAACAACAAGAGAACAAAUUGACCAGCGGUGUUGGGUCUAGUGGCUCGCCAUCACAAAGCACAGGUGGUAGUCCACGUUCAACCACUGCCACCUCUCCUCUUUUCAACACUCUCACCUCUGGCUCUGGUUCUAGUUCACCCUACACCACCAACUUUUACAACUACAUCUCUAGUCACACCUUCCCAGAAAUCCUCACCAUCUUUGAAAAAGUUAACAGUCCAUUGGCUCAUGCCAAACUUUCCUCCCUUGUUCUUGCUUGUUUAGCUUCAGAUAAAGGUUCCCUUUUAAUUGAAAAUAUACAAUCAUUAUAUAGAAUUGCUCAAGCAACUACCUAUUUUGAUGUUGUACCACUUGAUUUAUACCCAUACCCAACUCAUUUUAAUCUUGUCAUGACCUCACAAAUUGCAAAGGGACCAACUCAAGAAGUAGUUAGAUUGGUAUUUAUGUAUUAUUAUUUAAAUAUUAUUCAUGAAAGAGUACAAUUCUACUCUUCAAAUCCAUCUGUAAUAUCUUGUAUAAACUCUUCUAAAAAAGAAACUGCCGAAAGAAUUGGAAAUCAAAUUCAAUCCGAUAAAGAAUUAUUAUCCAACAUAUUCAGAGCAUUGGGACGUAAAUCUUCAACCAUAUCACAUUGCUUCUUAUUUGUUCUUGUUCAAUUAAUGAGAAUGACUGAUUGUCCUUCAGUUAUCUCAUUCUUAAAAUUAAAAGAUAGUAUAUUACCACAUUUACGUGAUUUAUGUAAUAGUAAAUUCCUUCAUUCACAAUUUGCAGCCAAAAGAGUCUUUUCGAUUUUACAAGAAGACGGAUGGAAAGAAUUCCUCUAUGCCGAAUACUCUGAAAAGGAUGCAUUGAUUUCAGAUUUAAUGUUUGCCAAGGAAUUGACACCAAGCAAGCUCAAGAUUAGUAUAUCAAAGGCAGGUAGUGCCCACCAAAACAGCUCUACCACCACCUUUUCCAACAAGGGAUCACUACUCAGUGACUUGGCACUCAACAUGUGCAUCAGUACUCUUGACGGCAUCAACUCGUCUGCUCAAAUCCCAUCGGUUAGAUUCCUCCUCAACGACCAGUUGUUUUUACAAAUCUACAACAACAUCAAGUCUAGUGGAAAGACUGGUGACCGUAACCUCGAAAAUCUAUCACGUCUCUUUGCCUACAUUUGCAAGACUGCCGUUCGUUUCUCCAUGAUCAAAAAGAGUGAUCAAAUUAAAAUCAACAAAAAGAGCACUACCGAACAAGAAAUCCUCAUUUCACCACCAUUCAUGUUUGAACUGCUAAGUUUGGUUACUACUUCUUCAAAUGAAAAACCAAUUGUAAAAAAUUAUAUGUUGGAAUCAUUAAGACAUUUAUUAAAACAACCAGAAUUAUUUGAAAUAUUAAAGAAGGAAGCCAAUUUGUACAACAAAUUAUUAAUUGUAUCAUGUCGUGAAGGCAAAUAUCCAGAGUUUAAUCGUAAUAGUUGGAGACUCUUUUUCCAAAUCAUUAGAUUGCAUCCAGGACACAUUGAAUUUUUGGAAAAGAGUAAAUACCUGUCACAGUUUAUCGAUAUCAUCAACACGAACGCUGGUCCAGUUGUUCUCUCCAACUCUCUUCAUUACCUCACCAAGCUCUUUGCCCUCGUUCACUAUGAGAACCGUCGUGCAACCCUUUGGAAGGGAUCAGUGUCAGACUCUAAGCACACUGAAAAGGAUGUCAAGACACUGCGUGACUUUUUCACUGAACGUCACAUGUUUAUCAAGAUCCACAUGGUCUAUAGACGUUAUGUAGAAAGCUUCCCAGGUCGUCCAUUUGUCCAUCUUGUCAACCUCUACCAAGCCAUCUCUACUUUACCAAUCUGUCAAAAGUUGUUAAAAGAUACAACAAAGACUUCAGACUAUAAAGAAGGUUUUGCAAAGAUUUCAAAAUGGUUCAAGGAUGAAAGUACUCCAACUAAAUAG
This is a messenger RNA of Cavenderia fasciculata, 4524 nucleotides long. Its product is annotated as armadillo-like helical domain-containing protein. The transcript has 6 exons. The record is from RefSeq and is a predicted model, not a curated record. Gene Ontology annotation, biological process: positive regulation of Ras protein signal transduction; positive regulation of TORC2 signaling. The coding region runs from base 1 to 4524 and encodes 1507 amino acids. NCBI's taxonomy places the organism in Eukaryota, Evosea, Eumycetozoa, Acytosteliales, Cavenderiaceae.